This is a messenger RNA of Choloepus didactylus (southern two-toed sloth), 3193 nucleotides long. RefSeq names its product embryonal Fyn-associated substrate (gene EFS). Gene Ontology annotation, cellular component: plasma membrane; focal adhesion; cytoplasm. The transcript has 6 exons. Gene Ontology annotation, molecular function: protein binding. NCBI's taxonomy places the organism in Eukaryota, Metazoa, Chordata, Mammalia, Pilosa, Megalonychidae. Gene Ontology annotation, biological process: cell surface receptor protein tyrosine kinase signaling pathway; cell migration. The coding region runs from base 932 to 2602 and encodes 556 amino acids. The record is from RefSeq and is a predicted model, not a curated record.
GCGCGCUGGGGCCGAGAGGAGGACGGGCGGGCUCCUCUGCUGCCUGCACGCGGGCAUCGGGUAAGAAAAGGCCGAGCUGCCUCCCCGGGCCGUGCCUGGAAGCGGGUUUCUGCAGGCCCCGCAGCCCCUGGCGAGGCGCCGUUGCGGCGUCCCCGAGGCCUUCGGACGUGCUGAGAGCCGCUGUGCGUGCGUGUGAAUCCACCUCGCCGCCGGGGGUGCGAGGGUCAGGGCAGAAAGCAGCAACCCGGCUUAACCGCCACACUCGGAGGUCUUUGGCGCCCGCCCACUUUUCGCCAACUUGGGCGAGUUUUGAAGCGGGCCAAACGUCUCAGUUUUCGCUUUCUCUCCUUCGCCCCCAAGCCGGUCCCGCCGCCGUGCCCCGGCCGCCCCGACCACAGCCCUGGGAACACGGCUCUCCGGCGCGGCCCCCGGCUGGGGAGGGUUGGCGUCUAAACUCGCUCGCCCGGCCCAACCGCCCCGGCGGCCUCUCCCAGCCCUUGGGGCCGCCUCGAGCGGCCUGGAGAGGCGUCGAACGCAGCUCCAGCUCCCGCCACCUCGCCUGCCCCGGCUCUGGAAGGCAGCUUUUGACCCAUGCGGACUUCGGGUGCCUCCGCGGCCUAGGGUGGGCAGCUCCGGGGGCCUUGCCAACCGGGCGGCCCCCGGGAGGCCGCGACCGUGCAGAGCGCGCGCCCUUGGAUGAGGUCCCGCAGCGACGCCCCGGCCCGACCCGCUCCUCCUCCUGCCGGGCCAGGCUGCCUCCCAUUUGGGGAGUUUUGUGGGUUUUCUGUCUCCUCCUCCCACCUCGGCGGAGGCCGCAGCCGGGACCCGCCUCCUCGCCUGGAGGCCGCAGACCAUGGAGCGAGGCAGUCGCUGCUGAAGUCAGCGAAUCUCCGAGCCUGGUCUGGAGCAGGCCGCGCCGGAGUUCGAGGCCAUGGCCAUAGCCACGUCGGCCCAGCUGGCCCGGGCACUCUAUGACAACACUGCUGAGUCUCCCCAGGAGCUGUCCUUCCGCCGAGGGGAUGUGCUGCGGGUACUGCAGAGGGAGGGCGCUGGCGGGCUGGAUGGCUGGUGCCUCUGCUCCCUGCACGGCCAGCAGGGCAUCGUGCCCGCCAACAGAGUGAAGAUCCUUCCUGCUGGCCCGGAGCCCAAGCCCAGCGCCUCCCAGGCGCCCCCAGCCCAGCCAUUGCCAGAUCAUGGCAAUGAGGACCAGGAGGUGUAUGUGGUGCCACCCCCAGCUCGACCCUGUCCCACCUCAGGACUCCUGGCUGGGCCCCGCCCCCUCUCCCCUGACCCCAUCUACAAGGUCCCCCGAGGCAAUGGGACCCAGCUGGCUGCCCCCAGAGAUGCCUUGGAGAUCUACGACGUGCCCCCCACUGCCCUCCGGGUUACCCCCAGUGACCCCUAUGACUCCCCCGCCUCCUUUUCCCACCCUCUGGCCCGGGUGGCCUCACACUCCCCUGGAGAAGAUGAAGCUCCCUAUGAUGUGCCUCUGGCCCCAAAGUCACCUACAGAAAUGGAACCAGAUCUGGAGUGGGAGGGGGGCCGGGAACCAGGCCCCCCCCUCUAUGCUGCCCCCUCCAACCUGAAACGGGCAUCAGCCCUGCUCAAUCUCUAUGAAGCACCUGAGGAACUGCUGGCCAAUGAGGAAGGCAGGGGCUCCGAGGAGGGCAUCUACGACGUGCCCCUGCUGGGCCCAGAGGCGCCUCCUUCUCCAGAGCCGCCAGGAGCCUCAGCCCCCAAUGACCUGGACACCCUGGCCCCACUUCUGGCCAGAAGCCCUCCCUCCACCCACCGGCCCCGGCUGCCCUCAGCCGAAAGCCUGUCCCGCCGCCCUCUGCCUGCCCUGCCUGUCCCGGAGGCUCCCAGCCCUUCUCCGGCUCCGUCUCCUGCCCCAGGCCGAAAGGGCAGCAUCCAGGACCGGCCUCUGCCUCCACCCCCACCCCGCCUGCCUGGCUAUGGGGCCCCCAAGGCCGAAGGGGCUCCAGAGGGCAGGGAAGCGGAGGACGAUCCAGCAGGACAGCACAAUGAGUACGAGGGCAUCCCACUGGCUGAGGAGUAUGACUACGUCCACCUGAAGGGCCUGGAUAAAGCUCAGGGAUCUAGGCCCCUGGGUAAGGCCUUCCCAGGGGAUCCUGAACUGCUGGAGAGGAUGCUGCCGGAGCAGCAGGAGACCCUGUCCCCAGGGGAGCCUCUGGCUCUGCCUGCUGGAGAUCUUCAGCUCCUGCACUUCUACGCUGGUCAGUGCCGGAACCACUACUCCGCUCUGCAGACCGCCGUGGCAGCCCUGAUGUCCAGCACCCAGGCCAACCAGCCCCCAAGCCUCUUCGUGCCCCAUGGCAAACGGGUGGUGGUGGCGGCUCACCGCUUGGUGUUUGUUGGGGACACCCUGGGCCGGCUGGUGGCCUCCGCUCCUCUGCGAGCACAACUCGAGGCUGCUGGCACAGCGCUGGGGCAGGCAUUGCGGGCCACGGUGUUGGCUGUCAAGGGGGCCGCCCUGGGCUACCCGUCCAGCCCUGCGGCCCAAGAGAUGGUGCAGCGCGUGGCAGAGCUGGCAGGGUGGGCCCUGCGAUUCACCACCCUGCUCACCAGCCUGGCCCCCUGAGGGUACCCUGGCACAGCUCUGCCCCUCCCCUGUCUGCCAGCUCCCCCCACCCCACCAGCCCCUGGGUAGCUGGAGCAUCUUUCAGAGAUUAGGAGGGGUGGAUGUAUCUUUCCCUCUUCCCACCCCUUCCAAUCAUCUCAGCCUCUCACAGAGGCGUCUCCUCCCCCUAACCCACAGCUUUUUUGUACGAGCCAUUUUGUAUAAAUUAUUUAUAUUUAAUAUAAUUCCUGUUUUCGUCAAGAGCAGGCACCACACCCUCUGGGGCAGGGAGGAACUGGACUCUUCUCCUCUUCUCAGCCUGAGGUGCAAGUUCCUGGCCACUGUACUAGCCCACCUGCCUCCAGAAGCUUGACCCCACAGAGAACCAGGUGCCAGAAGUCUGGGGACACAUGCACCCCUUUCUUGGUCUGUUUCUUGGCCCCAGAACAUCAGCACCUCACUGUUAGUUGGGAGUGAAGACAGGACAUGGGCUGCUGGGGAUGUGAAGGUCUGGGAGAGGCCAGUGGGGUUCCUCCCUCAAAGGCCAGAGAGGGCUGGGCCUCAGGAACUGGGCACACACCUCAAUAAAUCCAGUUGUCUGAUUCCCUGGCU